GAUCCUGGAAGCCGUUAGUGUAGAUUUCUACCAUCAGGUAUAUCAGCCUCCACGCUCUCCCGUGGGGUAGUGCUCAACAACUGCCGCCUUCAACACUGUUUUAACUGCCCUCCCACCUUUCUCGUAAUGGCUCCAUCGGCACUGGCCGACCUUUACCCAAUCCCAGCGAGGCACUACUCAAAGUCCUCGACUGUGGUGGCAAGUGUCCUGCAUGGGCCACGGGAUCUAAGGCUGGAAACUCGAUCACUCCCCGACCCCAGUCCUGGUGAGCUUCAAAUAGCUAUCAAAGCGACUGGUUUGUGCGGCAGCGAUGUAUCGUACUACAACAAAUUCCGCAACGGUGACCUGCAGGCGGUCCAACCACUGAGCCUGGGCCAUGAGUCGGCCGGUGUCGUGGUCGCCGUCGGCCCUGGUGUGCAGGGCUUCUCAGUCGGUGAGCGCGUGGCACUGGAAGUUGGCGUGCCUUGUGACAACUGCCGAUCAUGUCAGAGAGGACGAUACAAUCUAUGUCCGUCAAUGCGCUUCCGAAGCAGCGCUAAGUCAGUACCUCACUUCCAGGGUACGCUCCAGGAACGACUAAACCACCCGGCAAAGUGGUGCCACAAACUCCCUUCUCAUGUGUCUUUGGAGUCGGCUGCGUUGCUCGAGCCGCUGUCUGUGGCUAUUCAUGCGACACGGAGAGCAGCCGUCGAGCAGGGUGACACAGCUAUUGUAUUUGGUGCCGGAACUGUUGGUCUACUUACUGCUGCCAUGGCUAAGAUGUCUGGCGCAACGACAGUUGUUAUUGUCGACGUCGACCAUGGCCGGAUCGAAUACGCACUGAGGAACAGCUUUGCGCACAAAGGCUUUGUUGUUCCAUCGCGCCAAAAUCCAGAGAUGAUGGGACAGUUCGGCUCCGCAAAGGAGCUCGCUGCAGAUGUCAUGCAAGUCGCUUCGCUGGACGAUGUCGACUUUGAAGGUGCAGACGUGACGUUUGAUUGUACUGGAAAGGAGGUUUGCAUGCAAGCUGGACUGUUUGCGACCAGACCAGGUGGCAAGCUCAUCAUGGUUGGGAUGGGCACUCCAAUCCAGACUUUACCGAUAUCCGCAUCUCAUCUGAAAGAGGUCGAUAUCAUUGGUAUUUUCCGAUACGCGAAUACGUACGCGACUGGAAUCAAGAUCAUCUCAUCGGGUGUCUUGCCGAGUCUCGAGAACAUGAUCACCCACCGCUUCAAGGGUCUUGCUGCCGCGAAGGAGGCUUUUGACCUUGCUGGAAAAACCACGGACAAAGAUGGAAACCUUGUACUGAAAGUUCUCGUUGAGGCAUGAUUUGACUUCUCAGUCAUCAAGAUGGAUACAACAGGUUGGAGUUUGGCGUUUGAGUGACUUUAGAAGCUGGAGCAUUUUGAGAUACCAUCGUUUGCCAGCGUACAUAAAACAGCAGUAAUGCAAUAGGCGUUCGGGACAGCAAUACCACGGUAAAUUCUAUGAGACAUGCAAUAGGCAGCCUACUUGGGUGAUGUUGCAGGUGAUAAUGGACGAUGUGGUGAUU
Messenger RNA from Boeremia exigua, 1531 nucleotides. RefSeq names its product chaperonin 10-like protein. Gene Ontology annotation, molecular function: L-iditol 2-dehydrogenase (NAD+) activity; zinc ion binding. Lineage: Eukaryota; Fungi; Ascomycota; Dothideomycetes; Pleosporales; Didymellaceae. The transcript is spliced from 4 exons. Bases 127 to 1308 code for a protein of 393 amino acids. The record is from RefSeq and is a predicted model, not a curated record. Gene Ontology annotation, biological process: D-sorbitol catabolic process.